Messenger RNA from Sitophilus oryzae (rice weevil), 354 nucleotides. Its product is annotated as tubulin-specific chaperone A-like. The record is from RefSeq and is a predicted model, not a curated record. Gene Ontology annotation, molecular function: beta-tubulin binding. The transcript has 3 exons. Gene Ontology annotation, biological process: post-chaperonin tubulin folding pathway; tubulin complex assembly. Gene Ontology annotation, cellular component: cytosol; microtubule cytoskeleton. Bases 1 to 354 code for a protein of 117 amino acids. Lineage: Eukaryota; Metazoa; Arthropoda; Insecta; Coleoptera; Curculionidae.
AUGGCUGAUCCAAGAUUAAAAACAUUAAAAAUCAAAACAGGUGUUGUAAGAAGGUUGGCCAAAGAAAAAACCGUAUACGAGAAGGAAGCUAAUCAACAGAAAAAUAGAGUUGAAAAAUAUAAAGCUGAAGGACGCGAUGAACACGAUAUUAAAAAGCAAGAAGAGGUUCUCCAAGAAAGUUUGAUGAUGGUUCCAGAUUGUCAAAGAAGAUUGGCUAAAGCAUUUGAGGACUUAAAGGGUAUUCUAGAGUCAGAACAAGACUUAAAAGAAACUGAAGAAUAUUCUACUGCCCAAAAAGUGUUAGAUGAAGCUAAACUGCAAUUGCCAGGACCUGGUGAACUGCACAUGUGUUAA